AUGCCGCCCUUUCAGCCUGAGCGGGUUGCUGUUAUAGGGGGCGGUUGCACGGGUAUCACGACCACCUGGGCGUUGCAGAAUUCCACCCAUGACGUUCAUCUAUUUGAAGCCUCAGACUCUCUUGGUGGGCGCGUAACUGCCCUGCCCUUUGAGCAUAAUGGUCACCGAGUUGAUGUCAAUACAAGUUCUCCCACUUUCAAUGCCGGGGCCUCUCCAAACCUCGUUUCGUUAUUAGAACACCUUGGGAUUACCAGUGUUAAGGCUCCGUUCUCCUUUGGGGCUACGGAUGGGAUUGACAGUUUCCAAUGGUGUGGUAGCAUACUGAAAAGCAUUCUUCUUCGUCCAUGGCAACUUUGCAACUUAGAGACCUAUCGCAUACUGUGCGAUGCCAUUUGGCUGAAAUUCAUGGCCGUGGAUGUACUCGAUCCCGGCUUUGAGGCUUGUAAACCCACGGAUCCCCAGUCGUUAUCCACGCAUGAGUACCUCGCAGGCGAAGAGUACUCCAAUACCUUCAUCGAGAACUACCUAGCCCCACUGCUGUCCAUUCUGUGGAGCACGAAUGCGGGGAAGUUCCUGCCACGGGUUCCUGCGAAAGCCCUCGUCCAGGCCCUGUAUCAUCACCAGCUGCUGAAGCCUCGUCAAGCCUUGCCAAACUGGCGUCGUAUCGGACCAGGAGUGAGCCAGUUCAUCCAGACCAUGACCAAAAGCUUCCCAUCCUCGAAGGUUCAUCUCAAGACUAGAGUAACGGAGAUUGUUCAGUAUGGAAAGAAGUACGGUAUCAUGACAUCUGCAGGCGAAGAACUGUUCUUCAACCAUAUCAUCUUCGCCGUCAACGGCCAGGAGACCAUCAAGAUACUGGGAUCGCUCGCAAAUGAGCAAGAAAAAGAGAUCAUCCGAAGUUUAGUUUCGACUAGGAACAUUUCUGUUCUACAUUCUGAUCCUCUGCUCAUGCCCAACGUCGAGGAUCCCGGUCCCGCCUGCAACUACAUCCUAGGCCCCAGCAACCAAGACUGGCAAACCCAACCAAGCACCACCACAUCUCACAUCUCCAGCCUCAGCUACAUCGCCAACUUCCUCGACAGCAUCCCAUCCCACCUCUUCGGCCCCAUAUACAUCACCCUAAACCCCUUCACCCCACCGCACCCAAGCCACGUGCAAGGCGUAUGGGAGUUCACCGACCCGGAGCCAAGUACCCAGACCCUGAUAGCACAACAUCAUCUCCCCACCAUGCAGAACAAACGUGGUCUAAGUUACGGUUUCUGCUGGACAGGACGCGGACACUUAGAAGAUGCCAUCACGGCUGGUCUCAAGAUCGCCAUCCAGGAUUUAGGCGCCGAGGCCCCGUUCCACGUGCAAUUCCACCAGGAUCCAUUGGAGGCGGCUGCAUCAGGGCCUCCUCCGAGCCUCGGCCUGAGAGAUAAUGUGGUCCGGACGAUCAUUCGUUUGAUUCAUGUUUAUGUUCUUAUUCUGAGAUUUGUUUUGGUCCUGUUGAGGGCUUUGCCGGGUGUGGCUGGGAAGGCGAAGACGAGGUUUAGACCGGUGUGCCAUACCAGUACUGCCGGUGGUAAGAAGAAGAGGUCUUGA
Aspergillus vadensis CBS 113365 is the source of this 1584-nucleotide messenger RNA. RefSeq lists its product as uncharacterized. The transcript is spliced from 3 exons. The record is from RefSeq and is a predicted model, not a curated record. NCBI's taxonomy places the organism in Eukaryota, Fungi, Ascomycota, Eurotiomycetes, Eurotiales, Aspergillaceae. The coding region runs from base 1 to 1584 and encodes 527 amino acids. Gene Ontology annotation, molecular function: oxidoreductase activity.